AUGACUAACGAAGUUCAAAGUGUUAACAAUUUACCAAUAUCUACAAAAUCCAAACAAGAACUACUACGUAAAUCUAAAUCUACUCCUAAACUAAGAGGUUUCAGUUCUCCUGCUACAAGCUCAUCGACUUUACCCACUAUCAACACCAAGAAGAAACAAAAGAGGAAACAAUCUACUAAAAGUUCUACCACGACUAAUGGAAGCAUACCGGGAUUUUUCCGGAAAUUAUCUACUGAAUGGAGUUCAUUUUUAUCCAAAUUAAAAUCUAUAUCUGACGACGUAUUAACCACAGACGAUAUAGCUGAAGAGUUUUUUAUUGAAGAAGAUAGUGACGAUACUGGAUUUGAUAAAUUAAUGAGAUCCCAUAGAGGCUAUAAUUCAACAGAAGAAAAAUUUUUACAAGAAUAUAAAAAAUAUAAAUCUUUGGACACCAUGGCAGCAGCUUACCAAAAGAAUCAUCAUCAUCAUCACAACAAACCCAACAAUAGUGGAUAUUCCAACGAGAUUAAGACUUGUAAUAGUCACGUAUCGGAACCAACAAACAUGUCAUCUAAUUUUACUGGUUCUUCAAACAAGGUUCAUUAUACUUUACAAGAUGUUAUGCGUCAACAACAACUGCUGCUGCAACAGCAACAGCAACAGCAACAACGACCAUUUUCAGAUGCUCUUCUACCGAAUGGAGAUGAAUUUGAAAUACUAGAGGAAGAUGAUGAAGAUGGUGAAUCCACAGCAGCUGAGAUUGUUUAUAAUGAUAUUGACAUGAUUGAAUUACGUAAAGAAUUUGAAAUGUGGGUGAAUAGUAAAAAUACUAGUGAUACUGAUUCUAAAUCAACUUUAUUUUCCCAAUCUAAUAUUGGAACUACAUUAUGGGAAUAUCGUCGAAAUAAAUGGUUAAUUUGUAAUGAUCCAGAAAAAUUUGAAACUCGACUUCAAGAAACUUCUAUAUCUCAUAUUCCAAAAGAAUCAUAUGCUAAGAUUUAUACUAAUUUAAUUGAAAAGAAUAAAACCCUUAAAAAUAAUAAACAUAUUAAUUUACUGGAUUUAGUAAAAAUAAUAAAUGCUGGAUGGAUAGCUGAAGAGAAAUGGGAUAGAGCAGCUCGAGGAUUACCAUGA
Molecule: messenger RNA, 1113 nt
Organism: Candida dubliniensis CD36
Lineage: Eukaryota; Fungi; Ascomycota; Pichiomycetes; Serinales; Debaryomycetaceae
Exons: 1
Coding region: 1-1113 (370 amino acids)
Source: RefSeq, a predicted model, not a curated record